AUGGAUGAUCGUAUGAGAGAGCUAAUCGAACAGGAUAUGAAGAGAACGGACGAUAUCAGAACCUACCUUCGAAAAUGGAUAGAAAAACAGCCGAAAACUCUCGAUCCCAUCAUGGAAUUCAACGGAACCGCAGUUACCCCAUCUACACAGAAAGUUGGUGGCAUGUUUCUCGACAACUCUGUCCUCAGUGAUAGUCUUCCGGAGCUUUUAGGAAGUUCAGAUCUAGAGGGUGAUCCAUUACCGUUUCUGCGUCCUGGAGAUUUAGUUCAACUACGACAUCAAAAUGGGACUUCUUCAGGCCAGCUAGCUGUGUAUCUUCGUACGGUUAAUGACCAGCAGCAGUUUUAUACCACCAGGGGGAAAUGGCGAAUUGCUCGACCUUCAGAAGUGAACUACAUUACAAAACAUCGCUUUUCACCCGAACUACUCGAGCCAAUAUUUCCAUACCUUCCAACAACGGUAAUUGCGAAGGGAAAUAUGCCACAACUAGCCAUGGAAGGCGGUGUUCCCCGUCAUAUUGGUGCUACUUUGCUCAACUCAAUCCUUGAGUUUGAGGGCGCUGCUUCAAAGACGUUUGCAGAAAACGCCACUAUAUUGAAUUCUGUGCAUGACCGCCUUGCAAAAGAUACAGAGCCAGUAACGCUGACUCUCGAGCAAAUCGCCUCUCAGCUCCUAGGCCGAGAUCCAAAUACCCUUUCAAAAGCUGAUAGAUACGCGAUUCAUCAAGCAAUUGAUCAAAACCCAGUCUCGAUAAUUGCGAAUCAGAGUUUGUCUGUGGUUGAAUCGUACACAUUCCGUCCAAAGGCGCAGACAGAACUGAUCAAUCGUGUAAUAAAGUGGAUGCGAGAGUACCAGACCCUGAGGAGUAGUGGCAUGGGAAAAAAAGAAAAGAGGUCCUCGAAUCGCAAUCCCAUUGGCCAAUUUGUCAAAACUGCUCGACAGUGGAUUUAUCGGAGCCGUGCGUCUCGAAAGCCUACGCAGGCGUACAGCUUAAGUCCAAGAAUCGACUCGGUUGACGACCUGCAACAUCAGGCUGAGCAAUUGAAAGAGAGCUCAAAACCUUCCACCCCAUCAUUUUCCGAAACAGACAGAGAUAUAAUUGAAUUUUUGAGGCUUUGGAUCCUUCCGCCACUGUUUGUGCGUGAUUCUUCUCUUCGAAGCACUGGGUCCUUUAUACUUUUUCAUAUUGGAUUAUACGACAACUUUAACCUUAACGAGGCUACUGGAUAUUUGGCCCUACAGGAACUCGGCAUCCUAACUCCUUGGGAGAAUAUUCAUGUCCUCAAUGAACAGGUCGCCCUUCCUGGCCAUGGCCUAUCGCCAGUAUCCGACGCAAUCGUUGAAGAAUGUAAUAGGUUUUGUGAAAUGCCUAGCUGCAUAGAUACCCUGGUAGAUUCCAUGAAGGAUUUUCGCAAAGACUGGGGAGAGACACCAGUGUUCUGUGUUGACAGUGCAUCUGCUGCAGAAAUUGAUGACGGGUUCUCACUUGAGCGUAUCCCAGGCUCAUCGGAUAGAUACUGGGUUCACAUCCAUGUUGCCAAUCCGUCGGCGUUCAUUCCUCAUGACCAUCUCCUUGCUAAAGGGGCAUCCCAUUUUAAACGCUCUUUUUACACCCCCGAGAGGGUUUAUCCGAUGUUCCCACCAAACCUUACCAGCGAAAAGUUUAGUCUUGGGCCUGGGAAACCAACCAUCACGUUCAGUGCGGUUGUUAAUAUGGAAGGAGAAAUCCUUGAUACCAAAAUUACCCACGGUUACAUUAACAAUGUUGUAUACAUUACGCCAGACAGGCUACGAAAAUUGUUUGGUAUUGAUAUAAAUGAAAACCCUUCAAUGUCCCUGGAAGUUGGAGGUACUCCCAAGGGCCCAGAACGCCCUGAAUUACAGGAGCACAUAUCUGAGGAACACAAAGCCAUUCUUGAAACUAUGGAGAGGUUACUCGCCGGGCGUCGAGAAAAACGCAUGAAGAAAGGCGCUAUAGAGUUCUUUCCAAACUAUCCCUCGUCACCACUUGUUUCCGGAGGUGAAGAAGGUGUACGUUCAUACACAGGCGAUAUUUCGGGACGUUAUGACUAUAAUGAUGAUCCCACAAUCGGAGUUAGCGGUCAAUUUACACAAUCAGAUGGAUCUUUGGAAGCCACCAAAACUGAUUUUGUGGCACAUGCUAUGCUUCUGGGUGGAGAAAUUGCUGCUCAGUGGUGCAAAGAGCGCAACAUUCCGGUCAUAUUCUCGGCAGCUGCCUACAAUCUGGAUAAAGUCACCACGGAAGACCAGGGAGAAUUUGUACCUGGUUCAUCACCAUAUAGCCAACUCCCCCGAGCCUUUUCGUCUUCAAAGCCGACGCCUCAUAUCACGCUUGGCAUGGAUCAAUAUAGCAAAUGCACGUCGCCCCUCAGGCGUUACUCUGACUUAAUCGUCCACUGGCAAGUAGAAGCCGCUUUACGUCAUGAGGCAAGGCAAAGUAUGGCGGACCAAAGUGAAAGAUACCCCAAUCAAGUAGACGAAACUGUCCUUCCAUUCUCUCGCGAAGACAUCAAAGCAAUCAUAGUCCGCUCAAACUGGCAAAAUAAAGCUGCCGACAGGGCACAGGUGCUAUCACGGGAGUUUUGGGUUCUCCAGGCCUUAUUCCGUGCACAUUACUUUGGUGAAGCAAAUCUCCCAGAAGGUUUCCAGUGUGUUAUCGUCAGCCAGCUUCCUGCGAGUUCUAACUCCGCUUCUGAGCCAGACGAGACACGAUAUACAGCAAAUCUGCUACCUUUCCGGGUUCGCUGUGUCGUGACCACUGACAAAAGCUGUCCCGAAUUCCGGCCAGGUGACUUGGUGGAAGCGACUAUUUCUAAUGUCAACCUAUACACUGUACUACUCGGUCUCCGAGCAGUACGUCUCGUCCACCGUCCUGAGAAAUCACGAGCUACUGUGCCUCUUGGGUUUCUUCAUUGA
This is a messenger RNA of Trichophyton verrucosum HKI 0517, 2937 nucleotides long. Its product is annotated as mitochondrial exoribonuclease Cyt-4, putative. Gene Ontology annotation, molecular function: 3'-5'-RNA exonuclease activity; RNA binding. Lineage: Eukaryota; Fungi; Ascomycota; Eurotiomycetes; Onygenales; Arthrodermataceae. Gene Ontology annotation, biological process: mRNA catabolic process. The record is from RefSeq and is a predicted model, not a curated record. Gene Ontology annotation, cellular component: exosome (RNase complex); P-body. Bases 1 to 2937 code for a protein of 978 amino acids. The transcript has 2 exons.